Messenger RNA from Sebastes umbrosus (honeycomb rockfish), 4160 nucleotides. Its product is annotated as peroxisome proliferator-activated receptor gamma coactivator-related protein 1-like. The transcript has 11 exons. The coding region runs from base 146 to 3856 and encodes 1236 amino acids. Gene Ontology annotation, molecular function: RNA binding; transcription factor binding. Gene Ontology annotation, biological process: positive regulation of transcription by RNA polymerase II. Gene Ontology annotation, cellular component: nucleus. The record is from RefSeq and is a predicted model, not a curated record. NCBI's taxonomy places the organism in Eukaryota, Metazoa, Chordata, Actinopteri, Perciformes, Sebastidae.
UGAUCUCCUCUCCUCUCCUCACUCUCUGUCUAAUGGACCUGAUGACGUCAGUCUGAUCCCAGGUCGGUGCUCUCUGCGCGCUUCCGGUUCGCUGGGUGACCACGUGUCUCACCACGUGUCUACGUCUCCGGCCUGCCAGCGGACCAUGUGGAGCAGCAACAUGGCGGCGCAGUGGAGGGGUACAGACGGGGAUUUAAAUGCCGGCAACAGCGACUUUCUGGCCUGCAACUCUCCCAUUGAGUUGGUCCUGAGUAGACGUGACAUGGAGGGAGUGGAGAUGGACGCACAGUCCUGCAUGGAUCACUCCAUACUGGCCAUUUUUGAAGACUCCACGGUCACAUCAGAGGAUAAGAGCGGAGCGGAGGAAGAGAGCGAGACCCUGCUGUCGGCCCUGACUGAGAUGUUGGACAGCGUGGAGGAUGACGACGACGGGACUCCCUUUGACACCCUGCCAGACAGUCAGCUCCUCACCCACCCAGAGCGCAGGGACAACUCAGUGGAACUAUCACUUGCUGACAGACUUAGACCAAGAUCUAAAUCGCCAAAUGUAACCUUCACAAUAAAGUUUGACGGAGAAAAGGAAGAUGAGAGCAAAACGGAGCGAAACGUCCCUCUACAGCUGUUCAAACAACAAAGUCAGACAUUGUUUCACUCCACAAAUAAGAAAGCGGAGGCUGAAGUCGAGGUCUUCACCUCGUCUUCUCUCGUCAACCUGGUGAAGCUCAUGCACCCCUACUGCCUGAAGCUGCAGGUGGAAGAGGAGGGGGAUAAACUGAGGAAAAAGAAUCGCACGUUAUUCUCUCAGGGAGAGGUGUGGAAGUAUGAGAGACCCAGCGAAGAGAGCGAUGAAGAGAUAAACGUUGUGUCGUCUGAUGACGAGGGAAGUGUGAAAGACCCAAGGGAGAAAGAAGAGGGAGAUGAAAAGCGAGAUAAUGACACCCCCUUAAGGAGUGUGUUGCUGAAUGGAAACUCAUCCAUAGCUCCACCAUCCAGAGAGAAGAAAAGGGUGAGCUUUGGCCCCGUUCAAGUGGCUUCGUUUGAUUCAGCGGAAAAUGAAUUGAACGAGAGAAAUCUAACAAGUGGCCACACAGGUGAAGCUGUGUCAGUUCCACUGAACGGCACCGAAGCACUUGAUACUCCAGCUGGCUCAACACUUGAACCCCAAACGCCGCCCUCAGAAAUGAACAGCAACGAGGCGGAGGUUCUGCCGCCGAAAGGCGAGAUGAAGGCCAAAUCGCUCAGCCUCCAACAGUACAGACAGCUGCGCCAAAAGAGACAGCCCCUGGUGGAGAAACCGGGGAACUACACCACCAAGUGGCCCUGUGUUCCUGAGCCCCCCAAAGAGCUGACCCCCAUCCUCUGUUUACAGGGGCAAAGACAAAACAGCUGUGGACCAAAGGCAGCACACCAUUAUCCAGAUGCUAGAAGAAGCAGUGCUGAUCAGCUCCAUAGAUCUCAAACUCCCGGUCACAAGACCCAUCGCAUCUCCGCCCCGCCCAGGCCUCACCCCUCAGAGGCCAAACCAUCCAUUAACCUAUGUCGCAGCGGAUUAAAGCGCCCGAGGGAUGAAUCUGAAAUCAUCUCACCUGCCAUUCUGCAGCCAGCUAAUCCAAAUGUUACCGUGUCCGAAAGCAAAAAAAGUCCAGUAAAGAAACCAACACUGCUCAGUAGUGACCCCCCAAAUCCUGUCCUCCUCCCCCUGCCAGUUAGCCAAACAACAUCACCAACCACUGACCUCUCCUCAGCACAGUCCAAAGUGGAGUUCCUCAACAGAGACUCCAGUCUUGACAGCACCGGGCACUUUCCAGAAAUCCAAAAGGAAUCCUCAGGCAAAUCUCUUCAGAGACUGCCAUCCUCCUCAGGGCCUCAGGUGGCGUCAGUAAACCAGGGCUUCGCCACCCUGUUCCAGGAAAUUAAAAACAAGCUUACUGAGUUAGCUUCAGGUGUCUCCUCCAGACCUCCGGUACUGUGUCCAACCAAACACGAAUCCUCCUCAGAGUGCAAGCAACCGCAGCCUCAAAGAUGCAGUCCGAACCCGACGAAAGAAGAAGCCAAGCUGGAACCAAAGACCCCUCCGUCACCAAGUCCCGAUACAGAGAGGCUGAUAAAGAGUCCUUCCCUCACGCCAUGCUUCAGUCAGCCGCCUGCUCCCGUAGAGGCUCCGUUACCAGUAAAGGAGACGUUAUCAGAGGUUCACCCCAGUGAGGAACCACCACCCACUCCUCAGUUUGGCUGUGCAGUGCAGAGUGCAGCAGCUGACUCAGGAAUCGAAGCGCCUGAUCUGACCAGCCUGCUGGAACAGUUUGAGGAAACACAAGCUAAAGAGGAGAGGGUGUGUGAGAACGAGCCGGAGCCCAGACUUCCCAGUUCUCCUCCAAACCUCCAAACAGAUGGACACUUGGACAGAACUCAGCCUGCAGGGACACAAAGAGCCUCUGUUGUUGAACCUUUAAGCAUUUCAGAAUCACCUGGUGAUCCAAAACCCCUCAGGAAUUCUCCACAUCUUCAAAUGUCGGAGGGCGCGGACGUCCCAGAGCCCCUCGGCACCGAAAUAAUCCUCACCACUCAACAAGAUCCGCCAGCAAGACGCAAAAAUCCUCCAUCCAAGGCCAUUCAGAUAAUCGACCCCCGUCCUCUACCGUCCAAGAAGACGCACGCUAACCUCCCAGAGCUCCCCGCCGCUCCCAUCUCUCCUCACAUGUAUUCAUCUGUAUUCUCCGAUCACGAUUACUGUGGACCUUUGGACCGUACAAGUGCAACUCCGCGUAAUAGAGCCUCUAAACUUGAUGUAUCUCAAACCUCUGAUGAAUCGCAGGUGACCACCCGUGACUCAAGCGCUGCUGCUGAAUGCAAAAAACAGACCUCCACCAGCGAGGUCAACAGAGCCGUUGAUAACUCUGCAAAGUCUGUGAUGCAGCAUCUCUCUGAGCAACCCAGGAUCAGAUCAGACACGAGCACGUCCACAGAAGUUCUUUCAGACGGCGCUGCCACAGAGCGAGACUGUGGGCAAGACAAGACCGCCCAAUGCACCCUCCCAACACCUCCACCCAGCCCUCCUGCCAGAGGGAGGGAGAAACAGAGAUAUCGGAGAAGAUCUCCUUGUUCGGACUCCAGCUCCAGCUCUCCUUCCUCGUCAUCGUCGUCGUCGUCGUCCUCCUCCUCUUCCUGCAGCUCUGCGUCUCCCUCUCCAAAAAGACAAAAGCGCCGUCACAAGCGUUCAGAGAGCAGUUCGUGUUCGUCGUCGUCGUCGUCCCCCUCUCGCUCCCGCUCCCCACCUCGGCGCCACAGGUGGUCUUACUCAAGAUCGAGGUGUAGCAGGUCAAGAUCCAGAUCAUGGUCCCAGUCGAGGUCUCCAUCCAGAUCCCGAUCACCUUCCCCGCGGGUUCGCCGUAGGCAGUGGAGAGAUGUUUACAGCAGCAGCAGAGAGUCCAGGAAGCUCCGGAGAGAGCAUGAGAUCAGGAUUCAGAAACUCAAAGCCAUAGACGAGCGCAGGGUGGUGUAUGUCGGCCGCAUCCGCAAGUCUAUGACGCACGACGAGCUGAGGGAACGCUUCACUCAGUUCGGAGACGUGGAAUGUGUGUCGCUUCACUUUAGAGACAGAGGUGACCACUACGCCUUUGUCACAUUCUACAACAUGGAUGACGCUUUCGCAGCCAUCGACAACGGCGGCAAACUACGGAAGCCCAACGAGCUGCCGUUUGACAUCUGCUUUGGUGGAAGGAGACAGUUCUGUAAUUCCCACUACGCUGACCUAGACGCGAACAGAGACGCCGAGCCGUCUCCUGCCAAGAGCAGGUUGGAGGACCUCGACUUUGACUCGUUGCUGAAACAGGCCCAGAGAGGAUUAAAGAGGUAGCAGAGCUGUGUGGGAGGACAAGAACACCCAGCGAGACGUGGCAAAGAUGAAAGCGUUUGUUUUUUUUCAUGAACCUCAAAGCCUCAUGCUCGUACUUAUAUGUAGCAACCUUUUGUAUGUUUUCAUGUUUCGACUCUAAUACGCAUGCAGUUUCUGAUGUGUACAGUUGAUAUGUAUGAAUAUAUAGCACUGUUAAUUUGACAUAUUAGUGGAACCCACUAAAGAUUUUUGUUUCAUUCCAUAACAAUGAUCAUUUUUUUGUAUAUUUGUAUAUAAAAAAUAAAGGCUCUUGAUUGUGUUACCU